Molecule: messenger RNA, 588 nt
Organism: Porites evermanni
Lineage: Eukaryota; Metazoa; Cnidaria; Anthozoa; Scleractinia; Poritidae
Source: the annotation of a GenBank genome assembly
AUGCCUGCUAACCUAAGCCUAAAAGAAACAGUGGAAGCCAAACUUGAACUUAAAAAGGAAGUGGAUAUACUGCGUCAAAACACACAGCAUGCAGAUAAAAUAGUAGACAAGUGUUUCACACACAUAAGAGGAGAACUGUUAAAGAGCAAAUGGAGUUCUCAGUGGCCUAUUCAUCCGUUUGAUGUGAAAGAAGAGCGGUUUGACGUUCCCGGAUGUCUAACAAGACUUCUUACGGGAAUAAUCACAGGUUAUCCAGUUCCAUCUCCCACUGUUCACGUUCAGUCGCUGGUAAAAUCCUUCAGCCAGGACAUUGUUUACGCAGUAACAAAUGGCAAGAUAAAGUCACCCAAGCAGGUUCUCUUAUCCUAUGGAGUGAAAACGCUGACCGGCAAUGUGCAGCUUAUCCAGAUUUUAAACCGUCUUGGACAUGGGGUGUCAUACUCACAGUUAGAAACUGCCCUAUGCUUAGAGAAAAUGGCAGCUGCAAUUAACGAGUCAGCAAUCCUUCCCGACACAAUUCGCCCCAAUGUGUUCACUAAUUUGGCAUGGGAUAAUGUCGAUCGCCUUCAAGAGACUCUUACAGGGUGA